Messenger RNA from Poecilia reticulata (guppy), 702 nucleotides. Its product is annotated as GTPase IMAP family member 4-like. Lineage: Eukaryota; Metazoa; Chordata; Actinopteri; Cyprinodontiformes; Poeciliidae. The record is from RefSeq and is a predicted model, not a curated record. Gene Ontology annotation, molecular function: GTP binding.
AUGAAGCAGAUCUCCAGUCAGAGAAAAAAAAUUACAAACAACAAUGAGUUGAGGAUCGUGAUGGUGGGGAAGACUGGGAGUGGGAAGAGCGCUACUGGAAACACCAUCCUGGGUCAACUGUGCUUUGAAUCCAAAUGCAGCACCAAAUCCCUGACCAUUGACUGCUCCAAAGGCUCCAGUAAUGUGGAUGGACAGCAGGUUGCUGUCAUUGAUACUCCAUGUCUGUUUGACACCAGAUUURGAAAAGAUAAAACCAUCAAAGACCUGAGUAAUUGUGUCUCCUACGCUUCUCCUGGACCCCACAUCUUCCUGGUGGUCGUUGCAGUGGAAAGAUUCACAGAAGAAGAAAAACAAUCAGUGCAAAUGAUUCAAGAAAUCUUUGGAAAGGCAGCAGACAGAUACAGCAUGGUUCUGUUCACUCGUGGAGAUGCCCUUGAAGGCACCAUUGAGGAUUAUUUGUCUGAAACCCCAGAACUGAAGGAUCUGGUGUCCAGAUGUAACAACCAGUAUCAUGUCUUCAACAAUAAGCUGAAAGACAAGAAACCUCARGUCACUGAGCUGCUGAAGAAGAUCAGAACCAUUGUUGACAGGAAUGGAGGAAGUCACUACACCAAUGAGAUGUUCCAAGAGGCUGAGRGGRMRAUCGAAGAGGAGAAACAACAAAUCCUGAAGGAGAAAGAAGAAGAAAUACGUAAAGAGUAA